CUUCGGAGUCCAGGUGACAUUUUCUGAAAAGGAAAGAAAAAAAUAGUAGUACUUACUCCUUUCAAACGUGCUCUAAACCCAUUAUAUCAAACUUCACCUUACCCCCCGCCUCACACAGACAUACAUACAAAUGAACAUAGAUCUGAACGAUCCACCAGAAACCAUCAAACGCUCAACACAAGACGACUCUGUAAUUUCUGAAGCUGGCCGUUCAGAUGACGUUGUUGACGAUCGAUCUCACAAACGCAUAAAACUCAGUGAUGGUCAUGUCGAUUCAUCGGCAACGUCGUCGGCCAUCCGUAAUUCUGAAUCCGAUAGUUCUCAAGUCGAUGUGGGGGAUAAUGAACCUGUACCUCGUACAAACACGAUCCACGAUCAAGAUUUCAACGAAGGAUAUAACGAGGAGUCGGAUGAAGACUGGGCUGGCGGCAGCGAGAAUAGCGAGAGUAGCGAUGCAAAAAGUGAUACAUUUGAGUUUAUGGCAUCUUCAGUGGAUAAUAAUGAGGAUUAUGCGGAAGGAGCAGAUAUUGAGCCUUUAUGGACAAGCUAUACUGAAGAAGAGAGUGAAGCUUUACAAGAAGAAGCUAGACAAAUGGGCUUGAUGAAGUUUUUAGAAAAGUACGUUCGAGAUCAACAAGUACCUCCCUUGAAACUGAUGGAGGCAUUUAACGUUGUUCUGCAUCCUCAAGCAGCAUUAUUAGCACCUGAAGUACACCAAUUCGCCUUAUUGCGUAACGUGAUUAAUCGACAUUUGCGAAAACGGCGACGGUUGGAACACGUCAAUACACUUGACGAUGUGGUUGACUUACUGGCCAAGGCCAACAAUGUCAUGAUUGUCACGGGCGCUGGCGUAUCCGUGUCGUGUGGCAUUCCUGACUUUCGUUCUGAGACUGGCAUCUAUUCACGACUACAAGAAUAUGAAUUGGACGAUCCACAGCAGAUGUUUGAUAUCAAAUACUUUCGAGACUCGCCUGACAUUUUCUACUCGUUUGCAAAAGAGCUUUACCCAAGCAACUAUGAGCCGAGCCCAAGCCAUAUAUUUGUCAAGCUGAUGGAGGAAAAAGGGAAAUUAUUGAGAAACUACACACAAAACAUCGACACGUUGGAACACAAGGCACAGAUUAAAAGGAUUGUUAAUUGUCAUGGCAGCUUUGCUACUGCUAGCUGUGUUACUUGUGGCUACCAAUGUGAAGGAAAAGAAAUCGAGAAAUAUAUCUUUGAACAGAAAGUCCCUCCUUGUCCUAAAUGCGCUUUUAAUCGAGUAACACCAAAGGACGAUAGUGACGAUGACGAUGACGAUGCUCAACGGGGAGUAUCUGUCAUGAAACCUGAUAUCACGUUUUUUGGUGAAAGCUUGCCAGCUGAAUUCGAUCGACUGCUUGCGCUGGAUACGGAAAACGUUGAUCUACUAAUUGCCAUGGGCUCGUCGCUCAAGGUGUCUCCGGUAUCAGAAAUCAUGACGCAAAUACCACACAGCGUUCCGCAGAUUGUGAUAAACCGAACGCCUAUUACACACAUGACCUUUGACGUGCAGUUAUUGGGGGAUUGUGAUGUGAUUGUCCCUGAAUUGUGUCGAAUGCUGAACUGGGACUUGCGACAUAUUAAAUUACCUGGUGGUAGUGCGCUAAGUGAGGAAAGUCGAGGAGACUCGGAUGCUCCCAAGAUAUGGAAGUACCAUCGGGAUGGUUUAUAUACAUUCCCUGGUGCUGUGGUGAGCGAGCGCUACUUGGAAGGAGGAGAUAAGAGGUUGAGUGAUAGACACGGAAGCUUCAGCAGCAGCAGCAGCAGUGAUGGCAGUGAAAGCGUCAAUGACGACGACAGCGAUAGUAACAACGCUCGUAUUGAUAAUGGUGAUCACGAUAAAACUGUUGGCGAGAAUGAAGAGGAGGAUGCGGAUGAGGAAAAAUUUGAAGGCUCAGAGCAAGGAAAGCAAAAACAUCAAGACGAACAACAACAGCAUGAAAACACAACUAGUACCAACAACUCAUAAUGCAUUUUCUUUUUAAUUACUACUUUAAUAAAAAGCUUUAUUUUAUCUACU
Zychaea mexicana is the source of this 2041-nucleotide messenger RNA. Its product is annotated as DHS-like NAD/FAD-binding domain-containing protein. The record is from RefSeq and is a predicted model, not a curated record. The transcript is spliced from 8 exons. Gene Ontology annotation, molecular function: NAD+ binding. Lineage: Eukaryota; Fungi; Mucoromycota; Mucoromycetes; Mucorales; Lichtheimiaceae. The coding region runs from base 131 to 1990 and encodes 619 amino acids.